GUCAAUUUGUCAUCGAAAAGACUAGAGUUGUCACCACUAAGUACUAUGAUUUAAGGUCGUCAGAAAAACAAAAACACGCUAGAACUAAAUAUUUACAGUUUAUUCUUUUGAAUAAGUUUGCUAAUUAUUAUUUAUUACGAUUAUUAGUGUAAAAAAGAUUAUAUUUGUUAAAUAUGGUAGGCCUUAACAUGAAUGGGCCAGCGAGAGAUCGCGUUAUGAAAUUGAUACAAGAAAGAGAUAGGAUUGAAAGCGAAAUUCGCAAUGAGAACGCAGUUUUGGCUGCAAAUAAUGUUGGAAUGGAGGAUCCUCUGGUAGAUGCUGACGGUUUUCCUCGAAACGACAUCGAUGUAUACAAAGUUAGACACGCAAGACACAAAAUUAUUUGCUUACAAAAUGAUCACAAAAAUAUAAUGAAGCAAAUAGAGCAAGGUCUCGUUGAGGUCCACUCUCAGUUCAAAUCCACCAGUAAUGGUGCAACUAGCUUGGGACAGAACACUUCCUAUACUAAUGGGCAGUCUAGUACACACUCUGUCAGUAACGGACACAACACUAACAAUGAAGAUUGUUUUGCAAAAGUGGGUUUCGUUCAAGAAGGUUCUCCUGCUGAUUUAGGGGGCCUAUGUGAAAACGACAAAAUAAUCCAGUUCGGUUCGAUCAACGCCAGCAACUUCACAGACGUAACUCAGUUACAUAACAUAGUGAGACACUCAGUCGGUCAGCAGAUUCAAGUACGAGUUAAAAGAGACAGACACGUACAGAACUUUACAGUUGUUCCUCGACCUUGGGCACAACCGGGACUCCUAGGCUGUCAGAUUAUAAGGCUAAAUCCUUUAUAAUUGUCAUUUCUUUCAUUGUAAAAGCAAAACUUAUAUGCAGAAUAUUGUCAAGCCUAUGGCAUUACAAGGUUUUUGCAUGUCAUGGCUUUAAUCGGUUUUCUUCACAUACUAAUAUUAAAAAUAGUAAUUAACGCUAUUUUGUAAUAAAAUAUUAUUAUAUAUAAUCAACUAGAGGUCCCUUAUGUUUCCCAAGUUGAUAUAAAUGGCUACAAUUGUGGUGGCUGUAUCUUAACAUGGUGUUUGAAAUCCUGUGUAUUUAGUGUAUAUGACUAUAAUUAAUAUAGUUAUUAUUGAAA
This is a messenger RNA of Melitaea cinxia (Glanville fritillary), 1132 nucleotides long. RefSeq names its product 26S proteasome non-ATPase regulatory subunit 9-like. Gene Ontology annotation, biological process: proteasome regulatory particle assembly. The coding region runs from base 174 to 836 and encodes 220 amino acids. Gene Ontology annotation, cellular component: cytoplasm; nucleus. Gene Ontology annotation, molecular function: protein binding. The record is from RefSeq and is a predicted model, not a curated record. The transcript is spliced from 3 exons. NCBI's taxonomy places the organism in Eukaryota, Metazoa, Arthropoda, Insecta, Lepidoptera, Nymphalidae.